Molecule: messenger RNA, 1665 nt
Organism: Canariomyces notabilis
Lineage: Eukaryota; Fungi; Ascomycota; Sordariomycetes; Sordariales; Chaetomiaceae
Exons: 3
Coding region: 1-1665 (554 amino acids)
Biological process (GO): malate metabolic process; pyruvate metabolic process
Cellular component (GO): mitochondrion
Molecular function (GO): NAD binding; malate dehydrogenase (decarboxylating) (NAD+) activity
Source: RefSeq, a predicted model, not a curated record
AUGGCAACUGCUGACUUGUCGUAUCGUCAAGGCCUCUCUUUCACGCCAGAGCAGCGUAUUUCCAAGAACCUGACGGGCCUCAUCCCGCAUGUCAUGGAAGACAGCAAGAAGCAGUGCGAGCGCGCGCUCAAGAUGAUCCGGACCCGCCAGACGGGCAUUGACAAAUACCUGUACCUGUCGACCCUGAAAAGGGAGAACGUCGACUUGUUCUACCGCCUUCUGAUUGACCACGCCAAAGAGCUGAUGCCCCUCGUGUACACGCCAACCAUUGGAGACGUAUGCCUGCAGUACUCAACGCUGUACACUCGGCCCGAGGCGCUGUACAUCUCGAUCAAGCAGCGCAAGUCAAUUAGGACUAUUCUGAGGAAUUGGCCCUAUGCGAACCCCGAGAUCUGUGUUGUGACAGACGGCUCCCGCAUUCUUGGUCUGGGCGAUCUUGGCGUGAAUGGCGUGGGAAUUCCGAUCGGCAAGCUAGCCCUGUACACGGCUGCCGCCGGCAUUCGUCCGGAAAAGACUCUCCCCAUCGUCCUCGACUGCGGCACCGCCAAUGAGACCAACCUCAAGGACCCGCUCUACCUCGGCCUGCGCGCCAAACGCGUACCGGUGCCUGAGCAGCAGGCCUUCAUGGACGAGUUCAUGGAGGCCGCCGCCGACGUGUACCCGGACAUGGUCGUGCAGUUCGAGGACUUCGAGAGCGAGAAAGCCUUCAACUACCUGGACCGCUACCGCAACAAGUACAAGUGCUUCAACGAUGACAUUCAGGGUACCGGGGCUGUCGUCUUGGCAGGCUACAUUGGCGCCGUCAACUUGUCCGGCGUGCCUAUAGAGGAACAGCGCCUGGUGUUCAUGGGCGCUGGUUCCGCUGGUGUCGGUGUCGCCAAGCAGCUGGUCGAAUACUACACCAAGCGCGGCUUGUCAGAGCAGGCUGCCAAAGACAAGUUCUGGCUCGUCGAUACCAAGGGCCUCGUGACCAAGGACCGCGGCGACAAACUCGCCGAUCACAAAAAGUACUUUGCCCGGACUGACAACAACGGCCACCAGUUCCGCACCCUCGAGGAAGUUAUCGAGUACGUCAAGCCGACCGCCCUCGUCGGUCUUACUGCCACCUUUGGCGUCUUCACCGAGUCUGUCGUUCGCGCCCUGAAGGCUUCGGUCGACGCCGGCGGCCUUGGCCGCAGGCCCAUCCUCUUCCCCCUGAGCAAUCCUCUCAGUAAGGCCGAGUGCACCUUUGAGCAGGCCGUGACGUGGACCGACGGCACUGUCAUUUUCGCUUCCGGCUCGCCCUUUUCACAGUUCACGGUCAAGGUUAGCGACCAUGCCGUCACCUACUACCCCAAUCAAGGCAACAAUGUCUACGUCUUCCCCGGCAUUGGUCUCGGCGCUAUCCUUGCCAAGGCCAGCCGCGUCACGGACAACAUGAUUUACACAUCAGCCGCCGCUUUGGCUGGCUCGCUCAAUGCCGAUGAGAUUCACAAGGGUCUCAUCUACCCGCGCAUUGAGCGCGUCCGCGAUGCCAGCAUAAUCGUCGCCCGAGAGGUCAUGAAGGCAGCGCGUCGCGACGGCGUCAGCCAGUUGGCUGAAGAGCAAUGGCUCGAGUGGGAGGAGUGGGGUGAUCUCGCCCUCGACAAGUACAUCAAGGCUCGCAUCUACGAUCCUCAGCUUUAG